Messenger RNA from Pantherophis guttatus, 905 nucleotides. RefSeq names its product small muscle protein X-linked (gene SMPX). NCBI's taxonomy places the organism in Eukaryota, Metazoa, Chordata, Lepidosauria, Squamata, Colubridae. The record is from RefSeq and is a predicted model, not a curated record. Gene Ontology annotation, cellular component: costamere; muscle tendon junction; M band.
AGAGGUCCUUUCCCUUGAGAGUAUCCACUGCACAAAAACUUAAUCUAUUUCACAUGAAAGGUAUCAGCUGACCUAAGGUGCCUCAGUCAGCAGCAAAGGGAGGUGUAGCAUUCACUCUUCUGACAGGCUGGAACUUUUCUGAUAUAAAUAAUCAGGUUUUUUGCAGUGAAAAUUCUAUUGCUUAAAUAUGUCAAAUCAACGAGCUUCAAAUGUCAGAAGCAUUCAGGCAAAUAUCAACAUCCCAAUGGGAGCACUUUUGCCUGGUGCUGGUCAACCUCCUAAAAGAAAAGAAUCUACUGAACCCAAAGAGAGUCUUCCAACUCCACCUGAAGAAGAAAAGAAAAAGACUCUCACAGGAGCCAAGAAGUUACCAGGCCCAGCAGUUAAUCUCUCAGAAAUCCAGAAUGUAAAGAAUGAACUGAAAUUUGUUCCAAGAUUUGAAUAAUAAAAGAAAUGAAAUUGUAUGUAGAAGAUAUGAUUCAUACCACUAUUUGUGUGCUGAACCAAAGGAAAAUUACUUACAUGCAUAGGAUUGCUUCUGAAGAUGAAUGAGAAAUUGAAACCCCACAUUAGAAAUGGUUUAUUCCUGUACAAUAUAAAUAAUAUGUCUGUGUGGAUUAACUAAAGCUGCCUCAGGAGCAGGGGUGGGUUCUACUUACCUUUACUACUGGUUCGCAAUGGGAGUGCUUUUUUCGCUCACUAGCGUGCACUUCUGCACAAAUCAUACCUUAUGAUGUCCAGGUGGGUGGGUAGAACCUCCUGCCGCUUUUACUACUGGUUCUCAAGAACCGGACAGAACCAGGAGCAACCCACCACUGCUCAGGAGGAUAAAUACUUCAUUAAAAUCAAUAUUUUCAUUUUCAAAAUAAACUUUGACAUAAGCAGUAUGACUUGCAAAGAAAUGG